This is a messenger RNA of Pyrus x bretschneideri (Chinese white pear), 1471 nucleotides long. Its product is annotated as probable methyltransferase At1g29790. The coding region runs from base 36 to 1160 and encodes 374 amino acids. Gene Ontology annotation, molecular function: S-adenosylmethionine-dependent methyltransferase activity. NCBI's taxonomy places the organism in Eukaryota, Viridiplantae, Streptophyta, Magnoliopsida, Rosales, Rosaceae. The transcript is spliced from 2 exons. The record is from RefSeq and is a predicted model, not a curated record.
AGAUCAAAACCCAGGAGAAACAGAGAGUGAAGCAAAUGGGAGUGACAAUGGGUCUGAAUCUGCUGCUGCUGAUGGCUAUGGUGGCCACCAACAUACUCUCACUCUACCACCUCUCCUCCACUCUCCAAACCCCAAAACCCCCAACUCCCCAGCCAGUCCCUGACCACCUCCUCCACCAGCUCCACACAUUACGCGCCACCAUCAACCACCUCACGCGCGACCACCCUUCACCAUCAACCGCCACCGCCAAAACAACCAAACCCGACAUCCCCUCAGAUCUUCUCCUCUACUCUCAGCUCUCCCCCAUCGCCUCCUCCUGCCACAACCACCCUGACCUCGUCCACAAGUACAUGACCUACACCCCCUUCUCUCUCUGCCCACUAGACUCCGACCUUGCCGAGGCACUCAUUCUCCGCGGCUGCCACCCGCUCCCCCGCCGCCGAUGCUUCACAAGAACCCCACCAAAACCCACUUCUUCUCUCCCCCUGAAUCCGUUUCCUCCUUCGCUUCCGGACUCCAAUGUCUUGUGGGACAAGUAUUCCUGCAAAAGCUUCAGCUGCCUCGGCGGCAAAAACCCCAACUUGGGCUUCGACCUGCCUCACGAAGUGUCCAAUUUCAUGACUUACAAGUCGGAGCUCGACCUCCCAAUCCCUCAGCUCUUCCAAAUCGCCAAAGCCGCCAACUCGGUCCUCCGUCUCGGCGUCGACAUCGGCGGCGGAACUGGGACUUUCGCGGCGAGGAUGAAGCUUUACAAUGUCACCGUUGUCACGACCACGAUGAACCUCGGAAUCCCCAACAAUGAGGCGGUGGCGCUGAGAGGGUUGGUCCCAAUUCACGCGCCGCUGCAGCAGCGGUUGCCAGUGUUCGACGGGGUGGUGGAUCUGGUGCGGUGCGCGCACGCAGUGAACCGGUGGAUACCGGUGACGGCAUUAGAGUUUUUGCUGUUUGAUGCGGAUAGAGUGUUGAGGGGAGGAGGGUACUUGUGGUUGGAUAAAUUUUUCAGCAAGGGGGUGGAUCUUGAGAAGGUUUUUGGACCGUUGAUUGGGAAAUUGGGGUACAGGAAGGUGAAGUGGGCUACUGCAAAUAAGAACGAUUCCGGCGGGAUCAAGAACGGCGAGGUUUACUUGUCUGCUCUGCUCCAAAAACCCGUCUCGAAAUGAGGUUGCAAUUUGAGGUCUCUGAUAUGUUUUGCGUGAUCUGGUUGUGGCAUUCAUGUCUUUGUUGGACAAAGUUCUAUGAGAUCUUAAUACGAACCAGAGCCAGUCACGUUAGUUCUUUCGUUGCUAUCAUAUAGCAUGGUGUUCUAGGAUGAACAUGGCAUUCGCCUUCGGUGUACAUUGUCUUUAGGCCUCUUGAAUUGCUGAGUGUUUGCUAGAAUUUACUUGGUCUGUGAAUAAUCCAAGAUGUGAUACCUAGUAAACCUUGCUUAAAACUUUCGGAGAUAUGACAUUGCAAACAAUUUAGCGUUCUA